AUGAGUGAAACUGUAGUGCAAAUUCGGGAAAGAAUGAAAGCUGCUCAAAGCCGACAAAAGAGUUAUGCUGAUAAAAGAAGAAGAAAGCUAGAGUUUAAAGUGGGUGAUCAGGUAUUUCUAAAAUUUUCUCCAAUGAAAGGGGUAAUGCGGUUCGGAAAGAAAGAAAAGCUUAGUCCAAGAUACGUUGGUCCAUUCUCCAUUACUAAAAGAAUUGGUAAAGUGGCCUACAGACUUGAUUUGCCUACAUCAAUGUCUCAAAUACACAAUGUGUUUCAUGUGUCAGCAUUUAGGAAGUACAUAGCAGAUCCAUCACACGUUUUGAAAAGUGAACCUACAGAGCUAAAAUCGGAUCUGAGUUAUGAAUUCCAGUAG
Messenger RNA from Andrographis paniculata, 372 nucleotides. Its product is annotated as transposon Ty3-G Gag-Pol polyprotein. The record is from RefSeq and is a predicted model, not a curated record. The transcript has a single exon. Lineage: Eukaryota; Viridiplantae; Streptophyta; Magnoliopsida; Lamiales; Acanthaceae. Bases 1 to 372 code for a protein of 123 amino acids.